AUGUUUAUGCUUACUGAAUCUACUCUAUAUUUUCUCAAUUUCAUCUGGGCGUCUAGAACAAAAUCUGGUCUACCUGGUCGCAUUCAAAACUGGAGGACAAAUGUUCCCCCGAAAUCAAAUUCCCAGCAAGAAUCGCUUACUACUGCCACUCAACCGCCGCCUUCAAUUUUUUCCAAUGCAUUGAAGAGGACCUCCGUCAGUUCAUAUGCACCUCCCCCUCCUAGCAGCAAAGCGGACGAUAUUGAGGACCUUGUUGGAGCUUUUGGAGAUGAGGACUUAAAUGAAACACUCGAAUGGGAGGCAGCGGCACUUAUGACAAAGAGUCAGGGUAAACAACCAGCGAUGUCUACCAUCAGUAUUGUAUCUACUAGCACUGAUCAUGACCUCGAGCCACCAUCCAGCACUCAACCCUGCUUGAAGAAGCACACCUUGAUGCCACCGCCUUCAAUGCAACCCCGAGCCAUACAUGACCUCAAACCACCAUCAAGCACUCAACCCUGCUUGAAGAACCGCGCCUUGAUGCCACCACCUUCAACACAACCCCGAGCCGUAUCCAGCACAAAGAGGAAGAAGCUUGCUGAGGUCAUUGAGUUCUCUGAGAGUGAGAUCUCUGAGUUUUUGGACACAGACAAUGACCUUAUGGAGGUUGAUGGCCCGAAUGACGAAUUUGAUGCUGAUAUCAAGCCUGAGCCAGUGGUUCAGAACAGUGCUAAGGCUACACGCACUACAACUUCUACGUCAGUGACUACCACCACUCACAAGGCUCCUGCUCCUCCUCCCUCAAAGAAGGUGAAACUCGAGAAAAAUACCAAACUUGAGGGCACCAUCAAAUCCGAGGGAACAUCGACUGUGUUGCCUGGCACCUGGGUAGAACCAGUAUCAAAGGUGUGUUCAUCAUAUUUGAACACAGACCUCCCAUCAGGCUGUCAUGAGGAUGGAAAAUGGGUUCAAGUCUUUUUACCAACAGUCUUUCUGUGGCUCAGUGCACAAGAGGAACUCUGGGUUAUUGCUGAUGCUAAGUUGCUCAUGGCGUGCAAAGAAAUUUUCAAGGUCAGUCUAUCCAGAUAUUCGCUACAACGUCACCACAGUCUGGGUCUGUCACACAACGUGUUGGCGAAUGGCAUAGCAACUUCAGGGUCUACAGCACUUGCUAUUGCAAUUGAUUUUUGUGCCUCCAAUCAAGAUUCAGCUCCAGCAGAACUCGCAGAACUCCUCCUUGUCCACUAUGGCUUCCUAUACCCUAACCCUGACAACAUUGACAAGACAGAAACAUUUCGCUCUGCAUUUGUGCAGGAACUUCUCGCAAUGGCGCAUCUGUCUCGAAUUCUAGGACAUGCUGAUGUCCCUCUUGAACGCGCUUUCUCUCUUCUUGCUGAUAAUACUGUUACUAUCGACCAUGAGGAUCACUUGGGGCUGCCGAUUACUGCACAGAGAGCUCGUCUCAAGACACCGAAGACCCUCAACACAAGGAGACAGGUCUCAGAGCAUGCAUUUUCAAUUGCCAAGUGGAAAUCCAAGACUGACACAUUUAUACGUGCGGCAGCUAAGAAGGGGGAGGCAGCAACAGAGCUCACUGUCUCAAUGGCAUGGAAGCUUCUGAAGAAACCCUGGCUUCGAUAA
This is a messenger RNA of Suillus discolor, 1620 nucleotides long. RefSeq lists its product as uncharacterized. NCBI's taxonomy places the organism in Eukaryota, Fungi, Basidiomycota, Agaricomycetes, Boletales, Suillaceae. The transcript has 5 exons. Bases 1 to 1620 code for a protein of 539 amino acids. The record is from RefSeq and is a predicted model, not a curated record.